AUGUCCUUGCUCCUCAGACCUGUUACCAGACUUUCAUCCCGUGCCGCCAUCCGUCGCCUCUCCUCAUCCCGCUUGACAAAGUUCCAGCUCCAGCCCUUCAGCGUCCACGCCUCCAAGAUGUCCGACCAGUCCAUUGUCUUCACCAAGAACGCCCCGGCCCCUGUUGGCCCUUACUCCCAGGCCAUCAAGACCCCCACCGCCAUCUACUGCUCCGGCCAGAUUCCCCUGACCCCCGACGGCAACCUCCUCGAGGGCUCCAUCACCGACAAGACCAAGCAGUGCAUCACCAACCUCAAGGCCGUCCUUGUCGAGGCCGGCUCAUCCAUCGAGAAGGUUGUCAAGGUCAACAUCUUCCUCGCUGACAUGGGCAGCUUUGCCGAGAUGAACGGCGAGUACGAGAAGUGGUUCACCCACAAGCCCGCCCGCAGCUGCGUUGCUGUCAAGACACUUCCCAAGAAUGUCGACGUUGAGAUCGAGGCCAUUGCCCUCCCCUAA
Molecule: messenger RNA, 495 nt
Organism: Colletotrichum spaethianum
Lineage: Eukaryota; Fungi; Ascomycota; Sordariomycetes; Glomerellales; Glomerellaceae
Product: 2-iminobutanoate/2-iminopropanoate deaminase
Exons: 4
Coding region: 1-495 (164 amino acids)
Cellular component (GO): mitochondrion; cytosol
Molecular function (GO): deaminase activity
Source: RefSeq, a predicted model, not a curated record